This is a messenger RNA of Aphidius gifuensis, 1446 nucleotides long. RefSeq names its product vascular endothelial growth factor A (gene Pvf1). Gene Ontology annotation, biological process: positive regulation of cell population proliferation; positive regulation of protein autophosphorylation. The record is from RefSeq and is a predicted model, not a curated record. Gene Ontology annotation, cellular component: membrane. The transcript is spliced from 6 exons. Bases 328 to 1254 code for a protein of 308 amino acids. Gene Ontology annotation, molecular function: growth factor receptor binding; growth factor activity. Lineage: Eukaryota; Metazoa; Arthropoda; Insecta; Hymenoptera; Braconidae.
CACAGAAUCAUGGACUUCUGUGGUGAUCAAAACGGCAUUCACAAUUUUAUUCACAAGCAGUCGUGCGAGCGCUUGUGACAAAACGUAAAAAAAUAAAUUCUUCAAUUAAUUAUUUAUUUUUUAAAACAAUUAUUAUUUAAUAUUCAUAAUUUUUCAACGAAAAACAAUACUCAAAUAGAAAUAGUUAAUUUAUCAUUUUAAAAAAGUUAAAUAAUCAUUUGAAAUUUAAAGGAAAAAAAAUAGACAUUUAGAAGAACAUAUUUAAAAGUUUUAAAAAAAAAUUUACAAAAGUGAAAGUUAAAUAUUAAUAAAAUACAAAAAAUAAACAUGCAAAUUUUAAUUGUACUUGUUAUUUGCGGCGUAGUGACAGGUCAAUAUAGAAGCAAUACAAAUAGAUACUACAAAGCUGAUGGAUUUUUUUAUCCAGGAUCAUCAUCAGCAUCAUCAUCAAAUAGUCAAUAUAAUAAUCAACAUGAACCUACUAAAUUAGCGAAAUCAAUAGCGUUGGCAAAAAAAAUUGAUAAAUUGGAAACAGUUGAUCAAUUUUUAAAUAUGAUAGAUGGAGUACCAGAAGACGAGGUGGAUUCAACUAUAAUGAAUCGAUCUGGUCAAAGAUCAAGUAGAGCGGUGCGUCCAAUUCCAGCAAGAUGUUUGCCAGAACCAAAAACUGUAUCAUUUGUAGUUGAUGAGUAUGAUCCAUCUUUAAGUUAUUAUCCAUCAUGCACACGAGUCAACAGAUGUGGUGGAUGUUGUAGUCAUCCAUUAACAUCUUGCCAACCAGAAGCAACCGAGCUAGUUAAUUACGAAGUAACAGUAACUAAAUUUGGAAUUGGUGAUGUUAUUGUAUGGCAUGAAAAACAAAUAAUGCCACUGGAAGUACAUUUAAAUUGUUCAUGUGCUUGUAUCGUAAAAGAAAAGGAUUGUAAACCUAGUCAAGUUUAUUUGAAAGAUGAAUGCAGAUGUGAGUGUAAAAGUAUCGAAGAAGAAAUUAAAUGUAAACAAAGUAAUUAUGUUAAAAUUUGGGAUCCAAGUAAUUGUACUUGUUCAUGCAGAAAUGUUGAAAUGUGUAGUACUGGUGAUUACUUUGACAAAAAUUCAUGCAGAUGUGAACCAAUAAAAUACCAUCUAAUAGAUUGGGGAAUGAGGGACGACGAUGAUGACAAUGCUGGACAAGCAUCGCCAAAAGUAAACCGUCCUGUUUUAAUAGUACCACCAAAUGAUCCUCGAAGAAGACACAAAGAUGAACCUCAAUAAAACCUCUACUAUCAUAUUUUAUUUUACUACUUCUACACAAAAAAAAAAAAUAGAAAAAAAGACUGGUUUUUUUGUUGUUGCAAGUAUUUAUCUCUCGUUAAAUUAAUUAAUUUUUUUUUUUGGUUUUAAUAACGCAAACAUGCGUCAUCAAAAUUUAGUAUUAUUAUUUUGUUUUAAAUUUUUGGAUCUAAU